CUAUAUAUUCCCCUUAUUUUACUUCCCAUUUGGAUUUACGCGAACUCUGGUGAAACAAGAGGAGCAGUCGACGUUGGAGGCACCUUGGGUGAUGGGCACCAAUAGUGUGCCGCCUUGGGUGAUGGGCGCCAAUGGUGAGGCGCCUUGGGUGAUGGGCGCUGACGAGGCGCUGUUGGUGCUGGGCGAGGCCUAUCUGGUGAUGGGAUGA
Molecule: messenger RNA, 208 nt
Organism: Ilex paraguariensis (yerba mate)
Lineage: Eukaryota; Viridiplantae; Streptophyta; Magnoliopsida; Aquifoliales; Aquifoliaceae
Source: the annotation of a GenBank genome assembly